AUGUCGUAUGGGUACGACGAUGAUUCUAGGAAGAAGAGGAGGGUUGUAGUCAUCUCAAUCUCCUCCAUUAUUCUCAUCUCCAUGGUGGUCGCCGUUAUCAUCAGCAUCCACAAGAACGAUGGUAACGGUAACUCUAAAAGCAAACCAGAGUUAACAGCUUCCGUCAAGGCCGUCAAGGACAUAUGCGCACCAACUGAUUACAAAACGACAUGCGAAGACACUCUCCUCAAGAACGGUCACAACACAACCGACCCCAUGGAGUUGGUUAAAACCGCGUUUAGUGUCACAAUGAAACAGAUCACAGACGCAGCCAAGAAGUCUCAGACCAUGAUGGACCUUCAGAAAGAUCCAAGAACUAAGAUGGCUCUUGAUCAGUGCAAGGAGCUCAUGGACUACGCCUUGGGAGAGCUUAGCAACUCUUUCGAGGAGCUAGGGAAGUUCGAGUUCCACAAACUCGACGAGGCUUUGAUCAAUCUAAGGAUCUGGCUCAGCGCGGCGAUAAGCCACGAAGAGACUUGUCUCGAAGGGUUUCAAGGGACGCAAGGGAACGCUGGAGAGACCAUGAAGAAGGCCUUGAAAACCGCUAUCGAGUUGACGCAUAACGGGCUAGCGAUCAUCAGUGAGCUGUCGAGUUUCGUGGGACAAAUGGAGAUUCCUGAGUUGAGUAGCCGUAGGCUUUUGUCUGAAGAUGUUCCCUCGUGGGUUGACCAGAGAGGGCGUUGGCUCUUGCAGAGUGCUGAGGAGUAUUCGGAUGCGAAGGCUGAUAUUGUGGUGGCUCAGGACGGGAGUGGUCAGUACACAACGAUCAAUGACGCGAUGAAGUAUGUACCAAAGAAGAAGAAUACGACUUUCGUGGUUCAUAUUAAGGCUGGUGUCUACAAGGAGUAUGUGCAAGUUAACAAGAGUAUGACUCAUCUUGUCUUUAUUGGUGAUGGUCCUGACAAAACUAUCAUCUCCGGUAGCAAGAAUUACAUGGAUGGUAUCACUACCUACCGUACCGCCACUGUUGCCAUCGUUGGAGAUUACUUCAUUGCCAAGAACAUAGGGUUCAUAAACACGGCCGGUCCCAUCAAACAUCAAGCCGUUGCGGUUCGGGUUCAGUCAGAUGAGUCAAUAUUUUUCAACUGUAGAUUCGAUGGUUACCAAGACACACUCUACACUCACUCCCACCGUCAGUUCUACCGAGACUGCACCAUCUCAGGCACCAUUGAUUUCCUCUUUGGAGACGCAGCAGCUGUAUUCCAGAACUGCACAUUGUUGGUGAGGAAGCCACUCCCGAACCAGGCGUGUCCUAUCACAGCUCAUGGUCGUAAAGACGUGAGGGAAGCAACUGGAUUCGUGUUCCAAGGCUGCACUAUUGCAGGGGAACCGGAUUACUUGGCAGUCAAGGAAACUAGCAAAGCCUAUUUAGGAAGGCCGUGGAAAGAGUAUUCAAGAACUAUUAUUAUGAACACUUUUAUUCCUGAUUUUAUCCAGCCACAAGGAUGGCAACCGUGGCUAGGAAACUUUGGUCUAGACACAUUGUUCUACUCUGAAGUUCAGAACAUAGGACCUGGAGCAGGCCUUGCAGGCAGGGUUACUUGGCCUGGAAUCAAGACACUGAGCAACGAAGAGAUUCUUAAGUUCACACCUGAUCAGUAUAUUCAAGGUGAUCUUUGGAUUCCGGGGAAAGGUGUUCCCUACACUCCUGGCCUCUUGGCUGCUGAUCCGAACGCUGCAAGCACUAUCCCUAGCGGCUCAGCUGCUCCAGAUUUCUCCACUUUUUCGGACACAAGUGGUGCUGGUUCGGUUUCUCCAGCUGCUGCCCCGAAAGGUUCUACUAAGAUGGCUUCAACGAUGGUUUUGAAAGACUAA
Eruca vesicaria subsp. sativa (arugula) is the source of this 1854-nucleotide messenger RNA. The record is from the annotation of a GenBank genome assembly. Lineage: Eukaryota; Viridiplantae; Streptophyta; Magnoliopsida; Brassicales; Brassicaceae.